AGACAGCCUCUGUGGCGCCGGAGGGCCCCCUUUCGGCGCAGAGCCGGGGCCGCUGCCCCGGGGUCAGUGCUCCAGUCGCCCCCGCUGCACCUUCACUCCUUUGGCUCAGGCCUGGACCUUCGGUUCCACGCGCUGGGGGCCAUGAGGGAGGGCCCUUGGACAAGACCUUCUGGGGCCUCCUCAGGGGCAUGUUGACACUCGGGGCUGGAGAAGAUCUCCGGGGCCAGCUGGGGGGCCUCCGAGGAAGGGAGGUGCACGGGGCAGGCCUGGCAGUGCAGUGUCCAUGCUGCAUCUGCGACCUUGGUCCCUCCCCCGAGUGCAGCGGCGGGUGCUGGUCUCUUCAUGGCCCUGGAUCUCUAGGAGGAGCCAGGCUGGGAGGCCUCCCAGCUGGGGCCAGGGAGACAGGCAGGGGGUCCUUGCUGUCCACCCCCCAAGGCCGGAGCAGACCAGGCUCCUCCUCAGGGGCCUUGUUCCCAGUUCCUGCUCCCUUCCCUCCCCCAGGCAUGGCGCCUGCACUGGCCUGGGCAAUGGGUUCUUCACGGCCCGUGCCUCGCAGAUGUUGGCAACUGACCUGCCGGCCAGCAGGCGGGCACUGGCCCAGGUGGUGGCCAGGCCAGGGACAGCGAGAGAGGGGUACAUGGGGUGGGAGCCACUGUUGGGGAGCAGAGAAAUGGGGCUGUCGCCACCCAGGCCAAGGCCAUCCGCAGACUCGGGAGGCUGGUGCGCCGCAGACUGCGGGCUGGCCAGCGGGAGAGCUGGAUGGGGCACACAGGCCUGCGGUUGAGUCCUGAGCUCUCGGGCUUGGCUGUGGCCUUCCUUAGCCAGGCCACCGUCCUCUGAGCUGGGGUGGAGGGCACCGCACCGGUGCUGAGCAGGCGCGGUCCGCCAGCACUGUGGCAGGAGCUGGCAUGCAGGCAGCGUCCCCACGGCCGGACGGGGGACCUGGAGCCUCGUGUCCCCGGCGGCCCCUCCAUGGAGGAGCGUCCCUUCUGCUCCCCCUUGCCUGAAACUUCCCUCUGCUUUUCCUUCCCUGAAGCCACCUCCCUGGCGGCCUUGGCCUUGGUGGGGGUGGGGGCAGCAGGCCAGGGGACCGCUCACCGAGAGGGUCAGCCUUCACGGCCCCGGUGUGUGCCGCUUGGGCCUCUGUGUUCUCUGGCCACCAGCCCCUGCCGGCUUGGAGCCGGUGGGACCGGUGCCCCUCAAGACGCUCCUCUUUGUUUUAGUGCCCCUCUCAGCCAAGGAGGACCCCUGAGCGGCGGUGGGGCGCCUGAGCCCAGGAAAGCGAGCAGGCCGGCGGGACCGCGAGUGCCUGGCGGAGUGGCGGGAGCGGCCCCGGACUCCCGGCUCCCCCUCCUGCUUCCAGGGCCCAGGCUCGUGUUCAAUCGGGUGAAUGGCCGGCGGCCCCCGGCCACAACCUCGUCCCUCGAGGAGACGCAGGAGACCUACACGCCAGCCCACGAGGAGAACGUCCGCUUCGUGUCCGAAGCCUGGCAGCAAGUGGAGCGGCAGCUGGGAGCUGGCCAGACCAGCGAGAGUGGGCCCCGGCCUGUGCAGUACGUGGAGCGAACCCCCAACCCCCGGCUGCAGAACUUCGUGCCCAUCGACCUGGAUGAGUGGUGGGCACAGCAGUUCCUGGCCAGGGUCACCAGCUGUUCCUAGCCACUGCCCGGGAGGCGGCCUGGCCCGCCCCACGACCACCUUCUGCCUAAAGAGGACCACAGUGCCCUCCACCCUGGCCUGGCCGCGGGGCGGCCACACCUGAAGUGCCAGCACCUGGACUCUGCGCUGCUGAGCCUGCGGCCCUGCAUUGGGGCCUGGCUGGACCUGUCUGACCUCAACCCAGCUCACUGCUCGGACCAGCCCGUGCCGGGGAACUCCAGGCUAAUAAAGUCGAGAAACUGCCUCUGGGCGUGGCCUUUCCUGGGUGGUGGUCGUCGGGUG
Messenger RNA from Talpa occidentalis (Iberian mole), 1941 nucleotides. It is a transcript of the gene MCRIP2, whose product is annotated as MAPK regulated corepressor interacting protein 2. The coding region runs from base 973 to 1659 and encodes 228 amino acids. The transcript is spliced from 4 exons. The record is from RefSeq and is a predicted model, not a curated record. NCBI's taxonomy places the organism in Eukaryota, Metazoa, Chordata, Mammalia, Eulipotyphla, Talpidae.